AUGAUUUUUCACUUACUGUUACUCAUAUUUUCUCUCCAUGGCUUGAUCCUUGCUCGAUUCUUGCCUGAGCGUGCGACAAAAGCGUGCACGCUCAGCCCGGACACAUCUGGUGGUGAUGACUCUCCGGCAAUUAUGGCGGCUUUCGAUCGAUGCUCUCAGGACAGUACCAUUGUAUUCGAGAACGGCACGUACCACAUCGAAAGAAUUAUGAUCACAACUGGGUUGAAAAAUGUCAAGGUCGACAUGCGUGGUUAUCUUCUCUGGAGUACUGAUCUCGAUUAUUGGCGAGAAAAUGGUAUUCCGCUUGGGUACCUAAAUAUGACGACGGCAUGGAGGUUUGGUGGGUCCGAUAUACUAUGGGAAGGACACAACAUUGGGACAUUUGACGGAAACGGGCAACUUUGGUAUGAUCUGACAAAAGGAGUUUCGAAUCUUCCAGGACGGCCUAUCAGCCUUGUUAUUACAAAUACUUCUGACUCUGUUUUUGAUGGAAUACGAUUUGUUCAGUCUCAAUUUUGGACAAUGGCAAUCACGUAUUCCAUGGGCCUUCUACUCCAGAAUAUUUAUAUCAACAGUACAUCGAUGAAUCACGAUCCUGCCCGAAACACUGACGGCGUUGACACUUUCUACUCUGAUGAUUUGGUAUUCCGUAAUUGGACUGUCAACAACGACGAUGACUUCAUAGCCCCGAAGGCCAAUUCAUCGAAUAUUUUGAUUCAAGACUCACGUUUCUACCAUGGAGUUGGUGUUGCGAUUGGGUCAAUCGGGCAAUAUCCUGGAGUGUAUGAAUUUAUUGAGAACGUAUUUGCAGAACGCAUCACUUGUAUCGAGUGUCAAUAUGCUGCUUACGUUAAGACAUGGACUGGUGUCCAGCAGGGUUAUCCUCCUAACGGCGGAGGCGGAGGUAUUGGUUAUGCUAGGAAUAUAACGUUCAGAGAUUUUCAAGUACAGAACUUAACACGUGCAGCAGCAUACAUUACACAAUGCACAUCUUUCGAUGGAGCCACAGACGGAUGUGACACGUCGCUCUUCCAGUUAUCAGACAUGGCCUGGGAGAAUAUUCGAGGGACUAUAGACACGAAUGUCCUUGCAGAGUUGCAGUGCAGUGGAUCUGCUCCGUGUCCCGGAAUUAGUUUGCUUGGAUUCGACAUGCUUCAGGCGAAUGGAUCGGAGAGAGAGAUCCAGUGUAGCAAUAUCGUUAAUCCAGUAGGGUUUCAGUGUACGAACGGAUAA
This is a messenger RNA of Fomitiporia mediterranea MF3/22, 1233 nucleotides long. RefSeq lists its product as uncharacterized. The record is from RefSeq and is a predicted model, not a curated record. Bases 1 to 1233 code for a protein of 410 amino acids. The transcript is spliced from 6 exons. Gene Ontology annotation, molecular function: polygalacturonase activity. Lineage: Eukaryota; Fungi; Basidiomycota; Agaricomycetes; Hymenochaetales; Hymenochaetaceae. Gene Ontology annotation, biological process: carbohydrate metabolic process.